UGGACUGUCGGCACGGGUCUUGUUGGCGCGCCGGCCUGCGGCGACGUGAUGAAGCUGCAGCUCAAGAUUGGGAAGGACGGCAAGAUCGAGGACGCCGUCUUCAAGACGUUUGGCUGCGGCUCUGCGAUUGCGAGCUCGUCCUUCACCACCGAGUGGGUCAAGGGCAAGUCCAUGGACGAGGCGAGUAAGAUCCAAAACUCAGUCAUCGCGCAGCACCUCAAGCUGCCGCCCGUGAAGCUGCACUGCUCCAUGCUCGCCGAGGACGCCGUCAAGGCCGCCAUCAAGGACUACCAGUCCAAGCAGGAGGGUCGGGCGGCGGCAAGUGAGGAGUACAAGCCGGAGCCCGCCUCGGCGGCCGCGCAGUGAGCUGCUGGCCAUCCACGGCGCCUUCCUGCCGCCCGGCGACAGCCGGCGCCAACCUCGAAACUCGCGCCUCGCGCGCGCCCCCCCUGGAACUUUCCUUCAACCUUCCUGCGCUUGAUCGCACACCGCCAGCAUUUUCCGCCCCGUGUCUUGUCUGUCCUGUGCCGCCACACGCGCAAAGCCGCCGCUGUUAGUUCGUCGCCCCCCGCCCCCCGGUCCUCUGUGGAGAGUUAGUCUGCCGCGUGCAACCGUGUGGGUCACAGAUGAGUACUUGU
Messenger RNA from Emiliania huxleyi CCMP1516, 638 nucleotides. Its product is annotated as iron-sulfur cluster assembly enzyme. Gene Ontology annotation, molecular function: ferrous iron binding; 2 iron, 2 sulfur cluster binding. The transcript has 2 exons. The annotation marks the transcript as partial. The record is from RefSeq and is a predicted model, not a curated record. Gene Ontology annotation, cellular component: cytoplasm; mitochondrial matrix. Gene Ontology annotation, biological process: intracellular iron ion homeostasis; iron-sulfur cluster assembly. NCBI's taxonomy places the organism in Eukaryota, Haptophyta, Isochrysidales, Noelaerhabdaceae.